Messenger RNA from Stylophora pistillata, 3089 nucleotides. Its product is annotated as retrovirus-related Pol polyprotein from transposon 17.6. NCBI's taxonomy places the organism in Eukaryota, Metazoa, Cnidaria, Anthozoa, Scleractinia, Pocilloporidae. The record is from RefSeq and is a predicted model, not a curated record. Gene Ontology annotation, biological process: DNA integration. Gene Ontology annotation, molecular function: nucleic acid binding.
CCUGACGCCCAGCCAGUGUGCCUGUACACACCAAGAAGAGUUCCCCACCCAUUACUCCCUAAAGUAAAGGAGGAAUUAGAGAGGAUGAUUCAAGAAGGAGUCAUCUCCCCAGUUACAGAGCCAACCGAAUGGUGCUCCGGGAUAGUCCCAGUCCUCAAGCCAAACGGAAAAGUUCGCAUCUGCGUAGACCUAGUCCAACUCAACAAAAGCGUUAAGAGAGAGGUCCAUCCAAUGUAUUCCGUAGAUGAAAGCCUAGCAAAGCUGAGUAAAAGUAGAGUCUUUAGCAAACUCGACGCUAACAGCGGGUUUUGGCAACUCCCUCUCGACAAGGAGUCCCGCCUACUUACAACCUUCAUCACGCCAUACGGUCGUUACUGUUUUAAUCGUCUUCCCUUUGGGAUCACCUCAGCCCCGGAAGUCUUCCAGCGCACCAUGACUAGUAUCCUGGGGGACCUCAAGGGAGUCGUAUGCCAUAUUGAUGACACCCUUGUACACGCGGCAACACAAGCGGAGCAUGAUGAACGACUGAGAACUGUCCUUAAGCGGCUACAGGUAGCCGGAGUGACGCUCAACGAGAAAUGUGAGUUUUCUAAACGUUCUGUAAAAUUCCUGGGACAUAUUAUCGACGAACAAGGCAUCCGUCCAGACCCGGCCAAAACUGAAGCUAUACGCAAUUUCCCAGUCCCACAGAAAGUCAACGACCUCCAACGCUUCAUGGGAAUGGUCAAUCAAAUGGCAAAGUUUAUACCAAACCUGGCCAAUCUCAACGAACCACUACGACAACUCCUAAAAAAAGAGAACAUGUGGAAAUGGGAUAAAGCCCAACAGCAGUCAUUUGAAGGAAUCAAGAAUGAACUGACAUCUGCAACAAACCUUGCCCACUACGACCCAAGUCGUCCUACAGUCAUCUCAAGCGAUGCCUCUAACUUUGGACUUGGAGCUGUUCUUCUACAGCUCCAAGAGGACGGUACCAGGAAGCCGGUGUACUAUGCAUCUAGAUCCCUCUCAGAAACUGAGAAAAGGUACGCAGUCAUUGAGAAAGAAGCCCUGGCUGUGACAUGGGCUUGUGACAAGUUUUCCGACUACGUACUCGGAAUGAAGUUUACAGUGGAAACGGACCACAAGCCGUUAGUACCCCUUUUCACUUCAACUGAUCUCUCCAAAAUGCCACCACGCAUCUUAAGAUUCAGAAUGCGUCUCAUGAAGUACGAACUCGACGUCGUAUAUGUACCCGGCAAGGAACAAAUUACCGCAGACACGUUGUCACGCGCUCCUAUCGAGAAGAAUGUAAAUGAGAACAUAGAUCUUGUGGAGGAAGUGGAAAGCUUCACACAACAGAUCGUAGCAGGGCUUCCAGCAACGCCUAAGCGGCUGCAAGAUAUCAGUGAAGCCCAAGACCAGGAUGAAGUAUGCAGGAUGAUCAAGAAGUACUGCCUAGAAGGAUGGCCGGCUUACAUGCCAAGUUCUACCAUACUCCGUCCAUACUGGGAGAAUAAGAAACAUUUAACUGUGAUAGACAAGAUUCUACUAUAUGAUGACCGUAUUGUGAUUCCAGCAGGAAUGAGGCUGGAAAUACUUGACCUCUUACAUCAAGGACACCUUGGGAUAACAAAGACGCAAGCACGAGGCAAGAUGUCUGUGUGGUGGCCGGCGAUUACUACAGCGAUAACAGACAUGGUGACGAAAUGUUUUACGUGCGCUAAGAACAGACCAGUGCCCAAGGAGCCCCUGAUGCCAUCGUCAUUCCCAUCCAGGCCAUGGGAAAGACUAGCCGCUGAUCUCUUCGAUCUAAAGGGAAAGAAACAUCUUAUUGUAGUCGACUACUACUCAAGGUGGACUGAAGUUAAAGCACUUCCCAGUGAAUUGUCCGAGUCAGUAAUCAAAGCCCUGAAAGAAAUAUUUUCAACUCACGGAAUUCCAGACUUACUGGUGUCCGAUAACGGCCCACAGUUUGCUUGUAAAUCCUUCCAACUGUUUGCAAGUAUUUACGGGUUCACUCAUAUUACUAGCUCGCCAACGUACGCAAGAGGAAAUGGUGAAGUAGAGAGAGCGGUACGUACUGUCAAGGAUAUCCUGAAAAAGAACGAUGAUCCCUAUCUCGGUUUUCUAGCAUACCGAACAGCACCUCUUCACAAUGGCCUGGCGCCAUGCGAACUUCUGAUGAACCGCCAACUCCGCACCCAGUUACCAACCUUCCCUGACAAUCUACAACCAAACCUACGACUGAAAGACCUGGCAAAACUAGAUGCAAAAGAGGAACUUUACCGCAGCAACCAGAAAAGCAACCAUGACCGCAGAUACAAGGCAAAAGACCUACCAGAACUUCAGAGCGGAGAGAAAGUUUGGAUUCGCGAUCAAGAUCGGAUGGGAAGAGUCCUAGCGGCAUCUUCAUCACCACGAUCCUACAUAGUUGAAACAGACAAGGGAACACAGCUUCGAAGGAACAGGGCAGCCCUAGUUUCAGCAGAUACCUGUACAAAGACACCCGACACCCAACCAGAAGCUAACGUUGAGACAGAAAUGCUGAGGAAAAAAUCGAAAGUGCCCACCAGCAAAGACCUGACCACAGCUGCGAUCAAGCCUACUGAGGGCUGCUACAAAGCUGAACCAGACGCCCCGAAAGUGCGCAUGACGCGCUCAGGGAGAGUAGUAAAACCGGCGCAGAGACUUAUUCAGGACACUUGAACGUUAAACAUUUGAACAUUGCCUUUGUUUACAGUAGACCCUUAUACUGUUUGAUAUGUCGUUUAUAAUUGUCUGUUUGAUUACUGUAAAAGCAUUAAGGGGAGGUGUAGUAUGGUAUCCCUGUGUAUUAUAUAUACGUAUCUCACGUGACUAGCACAUGGAGAUAGAUCCGCCAUCUUCAUUAAAAGAAGACCUGUCGUUCUGUUGACAUUUAUAUUUGUCCCGUCUUGCUUCUUAAUAUUACAACUACGUUAAACUGGAUAAUACUUAUCCUCGUUUUUCAGUAAAAGAAGGUAUCCUUCAUCUUUCCAAUGAAGUUUAACAGCCGUGGAAAGUCAGACGCUACUUAAGGAACCGGCGCCCAAAAGUAUCCAUUGUGUCGUUCCGUGACAAAUUGGCAAAAC